This is a messenger RNA of Aspergillus chevalieri, 2034 nucleotides long. Its product is annotated as alkaline phosphatase family protein. Gene Ontology annotation, molecular function: ribonucleoside triphosphate phosphatase activity; nucleoside triphosphate diphosphatase activity. The transcript has 2 exons. The record is from RefSeq and is a predicted model, not a curated record. Lineage: Eukaryota; Fungi; Ascomycota; Eurotiomycetes; Eurotiales; Aspergillaceae. Gene Ontology annotation, biological process: nucleoside triphosphate metabolic process. Bases 1 to 2034 code for a protein of 677 amino acids.
AUGACAGAUCUCCUCUCCCCAGGCGACUACGAUGAUGACGCCUCCCUCCGCUCCCCCUCCGAACAAGACUCCGACCCCGAAGACGACGAAUUCCUCCGCCACUCGCGCACCACCCUUGAACUCGCCGAACACGACCGCACCGUUCUCGACGAGGAAGAUGAGCUCGAGAAGCUUCUAACCCGGAGCGGGCCAACACAUGGCUUGCGACGGAUUUUCAGUCCCGUUAGCGCGGGGAGUGGGAGUGUUCGGAUUGGGAAACGGGAGCGCAGGAGACGACGGCAGGAAAGGAGGGAGGCGCGGAGACGCGAGCAGAAGAGUGACGAGGGGGAGUUGAUGUAUGAGAUGGAGGAUGGGGAAGGGGAGGGUGAUGAAUUGCUGAGUAGGGGGUCGUAUGAGGGGGAGAAGGUGUAUUAUGAUGAGCCGCGAGUAUCGUGGACAAGAUAUGCACUGGUGUUCACAGCGACUCUCGUCCUAUUCCUUAUCCUCGUCCUCGGCGCAUACAAGGCUUCGUCCUCGUUUCGAGCAUCCCGCUACCAUCCGCCGCUAUUAUCCAAUGGCACGACUCUCUUCGCACCGACAACGAUCCUCAUCUCCCUCGAUGGUUUCCGCGCCGACUUCCUCCACCGCGGUCUCACUCCGGCGCUGAGCGCAUUCAUCGCACAAGGUGUCUCGCCCCAGUACAUGACUCCUAGCUUCCCCAGCGUCACGUUUCCCAACCACUUCACCCUAGUCACCGGACUAUACCCUGAGAGCCAUGGCGUGGUGGGCAACUCGUUCUACGACCCAGCAUUGGGCGAGGAGUUUUACUACACGGACUCAGCGAAUAGCAUGCGACCGCAGUGGUGGAAUGCAGAGCCGAUCUGGAAUACAUUGGAGAAGCAGGAUGUUCGGUCGGCUAUACAUAUGUGGCCCGGAUCGGAGGCGCAUAUCGGGGGAAUGGACCCGGAAAUUGUCGACAAGUUUAACAAGUCUGAAGAUUUAAAUAGGAAGACCGAUCGCAUGUUGGAGCUACUCGACCAGGACGAGGAUGAGCGACCGCAGUUGAUUGCUGCUUAUGUUCCGAAUGUGGAUGCCGACGGGCAUAAAUUCGGGCCAAACAGUACAGAAGUGCUGAGUACUAUCGUGGAGGUGGAUGCCAUGCUGGGCGAUUUAUUCGCCGGUCUAGAAGCACGCAAUUUGACCGACGUCGUCAACGUCGUGAUUGUUUCCGACCACGGGAUGGCCACGACUGCCACGGAACGACUCGUGCAGCUUGAGGAUCUGAUCGAUCUAGAUCUGGUAGAUCACAUUGACGGAUGGCCGUCGCGCGGCUUGCGACCUAAGAACCCCGAGGCAGAGAAAAUUCUCGAAGAACAACUACUCAGUGCAGCACCGAACUACUCCCAUGCAGUCGAGAUCUACACCCGCGAGACCAUGCCAGAGCGCUACCACUUCUCGAACAACGACCGCAUCGCGCCGCUAUGGGCGAUCCCCAGGACGGGCUGGGCGAUCGUUGAGCGACCGGAGAUGGAUGCGCGAAAGGCACUUGAGACUGGUGAGAUCUACAGUCCGAAAGGUAUUCAUGGUUAUGAUCAUGAACAUCCCCUUAUGCGGGCGAUUUUCCUUGCCCGGGGCCCGGCGUUUCCUCAUCCGGCUAACAGUCGGUUGGAUGAUUUCCAAAAUGUGAAUGUUUACAACAUCCUAUGCGACUCAUUAGGAAUUGAGCCAUUGCCGAAUAACGGGACGCUGCGGCUACCGCUACAACCCAUUGGUCUUCAUUCGGAUGAGGAUGUGCCUGUUCUUGAGCAUCCUCUGGAUCCUCCGAUCGCCAGCACAUCCCCGAGCGCAUUCACAAGCGCAAUUCCUCAAGCCACGCCCUCCGCGACCGAUGCAUCUGUGAAUGCGCCCGCGAACACCGCCGACACUGAAGAUGACAUCGAGGACGAGGAUCAACCGGCCUGGUGGAAGGCAUUCUGGGGCAAGAUGCACGAUUUUAAAGAUUGGGCAGAGGACAUGGUUGGGGCAGUGAAGGACAACUUUGCUCAUAGCGAUUGA